Messenger RNA from Drosophila rhopaloa, 1224 nucleotides. It is a transcript of the gene Sptr, whose product is annotated as sepiapterin reductase. Gene Ontology annotation, molecular function: sepiapterin reductase (NADP+) activity. The transcript has a single exon. Bases 111 to 896 code for a protein of 261 amino acids. Gene Ontology annotation, biological process: tetrahydrobiopterin biosynthetic process. Lineage: Eukaryota; Metazoa; Arthropoda; Insecta; Diptera; Drosophilidae. The record is from RefSeq and is a predicted model, not a curated record.
CUGGCAACUCAGGUAAAAGCCAAAGCGAGUUACAAAAAAAAGGCAGCCAACUGUUGCUGCUGGAAAAGAAGAAAAAUAGAAAGUAAUUCACUCAGUUUUUCGCUGUAAUUAUGGACCUAAAGCAGCGCACAUACCUCCUGGUGACCGGAGCAUCCCGUGGGAUUGGCCGGGAGUUCGCCCAGCAGCUGGCGAAGCGGAUAAAGUCCGAGGGAUCCGUGGUGGCGCUUCUGGGACGCAAUCAGCCCCUUUUGGAGGAGGCCAAGGGAGAGAUCCUGGCAGCAAUACCGGAUCUGCCCGUUCACACCUACUCCUUGGAACUGGAAACGGCCAAAGCGGAGGACUUCACCCAGAUUCUGGAGAGUUCUCGUGGGCAGAAGAGCUUUGAGCGAGCCAUAGUCAUCCAUAAUGCCGGCACCGUGGGCGACACCUCGAAGAGGGCCAAGGAAAUCGGGGAUACGGGCUUCCUGCAGAAAUACUACCACACCAAUGUCUUCUCCGCCAUCGCCCUGAACUGCGAGUUCAUGCGGGUCUUCCAGGGAAUCCCCAAGUUGGUGGUCAAUCUCAGCACCCUGGCUGCCAUUGCCCCCAUAUCCUCGAUGGCUCACUAUUGCACGGUGAAGGCAGCCCGAGAGAUGUACUUCCGGGUGCUGGCCACCGAGGAGUCCUCGAAGGACACCCUGGUGCUCAACUAUGCGCCCGGUGUGAUAGACACCCAGAUGACCGUGCAGGUCCAGCGGGAGGCCCACGAUCCCGCCGUGGCCGCCAUGUUCCGGGAGCAGAGGGAGGCCAAGACCAUGCUGACCACCGCCCAGACCACGGAGCGGUUCAUCAAGGUCCUGGAGGCCCUCAAGUUCAAGUCCGGCGAUCACGUGGACUACAGGGAUGAGCAGUUUUAGUUGGUUUAACACAUGUGCGAUGUACGGUGAUGGGGUUUUUGCAUUUAUACAUUAAAAAUAUAAGCAAUAGUGAAUGUUUCUAUUAAUCUCUUGAAGAAAUCCCCUUCUGUAAUGAUUUGUGAUUCACUUGGUUUUUCAUAUAUGCUAUCUUUAGUUGACUUCGUUUAUAAGUUAAUGGGAUUAGCUUGAUAACUUGAAUGGCUCAGAAACUGGCUUUAAAUACUACAUUUACCUCGUUGGGUACCAAAAAACUGAAUUGACAUUUAAAAAAAAAUGUAAUUUUAAACAAAACUUCAAGGUACAUAAUAAAUCUACUAAAAAAAGAGUA